Molecule: messenger RNA, 2505 nt
Organism: Diaporthe batatas
Lineage: Eukaryota; Fungi; Ascomycota; Sordariomycetes; Diaporthales; Diaporthaceae
Exons: 1
Coding region: 313-2424 (703 amino acids)
Biological process (GO): ergosteryl 3-beta-D-glucoside catabolic process
Molecular function (GO): steryl-beta-glucosidase activity
Source: RefSeq, a predicted model, not a curated record
GCGCAUUCAAGGAACACACACCUGACGUCACCAGUCCCACGAGGCAGCACAACACAAGACAACAUAAGACGAACAUGCCUUGCCAAUGAGUCUAAUGAUGGGGCAAUCCUCUCAAUGUUGAGCGUAGUAAUCCACUUGCCAGCUUCCCUUCUCCCCCUGUCAUAAUCCUUGCUUGUCUUUUUUUUUUUGGAGUGGGAAGGGGAAGUCAUCACCAACUAUCCUCGGAUGAAACGUUGGGAUCCUACCCACCUGCAUGCAGCACUUGGGUAAUAACUUGGAUAAUAAUACACAUUUACUAUCACCACUGGCAGUAUGCCAACCCAAUUCCACGAUGACUCGGGCCGAACCAUCAUCCUGAGGGGCGUCAACCUCGCCGAUGGCAAAUACCCCCCAGGCCAGCCCACUUACAGGCUCUCAUCACUCGACACCACCGCCGACUACUCGUACAUCGGGAGCCCACUCAGCCUCGACGACGCACCGGCGCAGCUCGCCCGCCUGCGCUACCUCGGCUUCAACGUCCUCCGGCUGCCGGUGGUGUGGGAGGCCCUGGAGCACGCCGGCCCCGGCGUCUACGACGAGGACUACAUCGCCCACACCGUCUCGCUCGUGCGGCUCUGCAACGCCCACGGCUUCCGCGUCGUCAUCAACCCCCACCAGGACCUGUGGUCGCGCUUCGCCGGCGGCAGCGGCGCGCCCUUGUGGACCCUCCACGCCUGCGGGCUCGACCCAGACGGCUUCGCCGACACGCACGCCGCCGUGCGCUACGCCGAGUGGCCCGCCGACAGCGACAACACGAACCACGGCGGCCGCGGCAAGGACAAGGACCCCCACGAGAUCCCGGACAUGAUGUGGACGAGCAACCACAACCGCCUGGCGCCGCUGACGCUGUUCGCGCUCUUCUUUGGGGGCCGGGACUUUGCCCCGCGGUGCAAGAUCGACGGCGUCAGCGUCCAGGACUACCUGCAGAACCACUACGUGGCGGCGUACGGGCGUCUUGCCGAUGCCCUCCGGGGCCUGGAGUUCGGCUGGGACAGCAUGAACGAGCCCGAGCCUGGGCUGAUCGGGUGGAAGGACCUGGGCAGGAUGGAGAGGGAGGCCAGCGCGACCAUCGGGAGCACCCCCAGCCCCAUCCAGGCCAUGAGGCUGGGGAUGGGCGUCGAGCAGACUGUGGACAGGUUCAAGCUGGGCAAGACUGGGCCGCACAAGAGCGGGACCGUCACGGUAACCCCAGGGAGGACCUGCUGGUUGGAAAAGGAAGACGCAAGGUGGAAGUGGGACAGGUCUGCCGACUGGAAGCUGGGAGAGUGUGUCUGGGCACAACACGGCGUCUGGGACAUGUCCACCGGGGAGCUCAAGAACCCGCAGUACUUUGACCACCCCCCAAACGGGUCGUACGAGGGCGCCAGGAGCACCGGCGAGGCGUUUGACUGGAAGGAGACGUACUGGCGGGCAUUCUACGAGAAGUGGCACGCCGGGAUCCGGAAGCACUCCCCGGUGGCAAUCAUGUUCUUCCAGUCGUCGGUCCUCGACCCCCCGCCGCACAGGCUGCUGUCCGACAUCACGUCCAACGGCGACCACCACCGGAUGGCGUACAGCCCGCACUUCUACGACGCCCUGACCGUCAUGAAGGGCCACUGGCACAGGUACUGGAACAUCGACAUCCUCGCGCUGCUCCGCGGCCCGCAGGACAUCAGCAACAAGCUGAAGGCGCUGCGCCUCGGCAACAGCAGGGUCCGGAAGGUCAUCUCGGACCAGCUCGGCGAGCUGGCCAACGACGUCAACGGCGGCGCCGAGGGCGAGGACGAGCACAGCCACCCCGUGCCGACGCUCGUCGGCGAGACGGGCAUCCCCUUCAGCCUCGACGGCGGCAGGGCGUACGGCGACGGCGACUACACCAGCCACGUGGCCGCCAUGGACGCCAUCAUCAGCGGGUGCGACGACCACCUGCUCGGCUACACCCUGUGGGCGUACAGCCCGGGCAACACCCACGAGUGGGGCGACCACUGGAACGGCGAGGACCUGUCCAUCUACUGCGCCGAGACGGGGUCGUUCCCGCGGCACAGGCACCUCUCUGGCUUCCGGGCGGCGGCGGCGUGGUGCCGGCCGUACGUCCAGUCCCUAGGCCCCGGUGCGAGACUGGUUCGGAUGGGGUUCGACCUGAAAACCAGCAGGUUCGACGCGGAUGUCGAGGCUGCCGGGGCCGGGGAUGUUGCCAUCUACGUGCCUUGGCUGCAUUAUCGACGAUCUGAUGACGAGGAUGAGCUGGAGGUGGACGUUGACGUCUCGGCGGGGGAGUGGUCCCUGGACAGCAAGUCGCAGCUGCUCCGCUGGGCAUAUCAGCAGGGUGGACAGUUGAGUUUGCAGCUGAAGAGAACAUCAGGGCCCUUGUCACCUAAGGAACUUGGAACUCUGGUCCAGCGGUAGCGGGCUCCGCGUGGGAGGGGGGGAAGGUGUCUACAUAUGUAGCAUUUGAGUCUUGUCCUCGGCCAAAGGUUCGGAUGAAUC